Westerdykella ornata is the source of this 2454-nucleotide messenger RNA. RefSeq lists its product as uncharacterized. Lineage: Eukaryota; Fungi; Ascomycota; Dothideomycetes; Pleosporales; Sporormiaceae. The transcript has 2 exons. The record is from RefSeq and is a predicted model, not a curated record. Bases 1 to 2454 code for a protein of 817 amino acids.
AUGCCGACCCUUCCAUCUCACUCCCGCAGGCCUUCUGCGACACACCAACCUCGCCCGUCUCACCACCAAGACGCGCUGCCGUCACCUUCACCGUCCUCUCUCCCUAAACCCUCCAGUCGCUCGGCCGCUCCUCCGUCGCUGUUGCGCCUUCCCUCCACCGGAUCGCACGCCGCUCCCACACCCUCUCCUCCCGUUCGACGCGCAACAAACCCCACCACUCCUACCGUAACUCCAGGUCAAGCUUCAACCGCCUCAUCCGCAGCCUCUUCCUCGUACUUCUCACCAAGUCAGUCGUCUGCCCAACCGGCGCGCUCACCUGGUUCGAGAAAACCCCCUGCCUUCUUCAGUGGGCAUGGCAUAGACGCCUCGCGCGGACCUCCCAAUUCGCUCAUAACCCGCGGCAACGUCGACAUCGCGCGUCGUUCCCAGGGACCUAUCGACUCUAGUAUCCCUUCACCGCAAUCUUCGCGACCAGCUGCCGUCGCCCCAAGUGUCUCUGCCUCAUCGCGCGCACGAAGGGGCUCUGAGAGCUCCAACAUCACAGCGAUUGCGCGCCCAGACAUUCCCUUAACCUCGCAACGCGAACCGCAGGAAGAGACACCGAUGGAAGGAAUUUCAAGCUACAGCUCUGGCUUGCGCAGUCAAUCAGAGGAGCCGCAUGCGAAGUAUAGUGCAAACGGGUCGAUAUACACAUCCGGAACGGAAGGAGAGCAGAACGAGGAUCUGUUCAUUGCGGCUGCCAACUCGGGAGGGCCCGACCGCGCAGAUGCACCUUCAAGGGCCGACCGACUACGGUCGCGCAUAGCUAUAAGAAGCAAUCGGCAAUCAUUUCCGUCUACACUCCGCACCGGCGCAACGCCUUCAAAUAGAACAACACCAGCUGUUGAUUCCAUAACAGGAACGCAGAGACGCGCAUCCCAUUUCUCUUUCACACCGCGAUCUCAAAGAGAGCAAUCGCCGCUCACACCAGCCAAUCCGCUUGAAACACCGCGUUCCCGCGCUCUCGACUUGUCUCCGAAGCAGUCCUUUUCAUCACCGCGGACAAAGGAUCACGAGCUGUCCCCACAUCAAUUCCUGGCUCAACUAUCCCAGAGGCGACCUUCGUACCCUGACUCUACACUUACUCCCCCUACCCGUGCGCACACAUACCGACCAUCGAACCUGCAAUACACCUCGUCCCGCGUGAAUCCAGAGACAACUCGAGUUGAAAGCCAUGCAGAAGAUGCUUCCCGCGCCGGCACUACCGAAUCCGUAGAGUCUACUGGUCCGGCUGCUUCCGUCUGGGACGAGCUGGACGAGCUGAAAUCCAGAAUCCGAAGGAUUGAGUUAGGAGGGAAGAUUCCCACCACUUCCGGUGCUGCCGUCGCCAAUGCGUCUGCUGAGCGUCCAAGGACAGCGACCACUUCAAACACCACCGUCUCAUCGUCCCCGAAGCACCAACGCAAGGCGAAUCCAACGCCACCUGAUUCCACUGCUGGUGCUCAGGGGCCACAAAAGGCGCAUCCCCUCCUCAAAGAGGCUCUCGUCAAGGUGAAGCAACAUGUCACUCCAUCGGUAUACCGUGUGCUUGAAGCAACGGCAUCCGAAGCUUUGGCACUGGCCGAGAUGGCUGGGAGUGCAGGCCCGCAAGGCACUCUACAUUCAGCAAGCUCCAUUCUAGGCGGCGGCGUGGUACCGGACAGGCAUGUGCGCCGCAAAGCAGACAACAUCUGCCGCAGUCUCACCGAGCUGUGCAUCGAGUUAUGCGACAUGAAGGCGAGCGUUGCGAGUCCGGCGGUCAGGACAGCGACAGUUUCGGCUACGCGUCGACCCAGUGUCCAAGUCAACGGCGAAUCGCCUAAUGUCCGAGCGAGCGUCGAGCCUGAAAGCGACACUGUUCCACGCUCCAGCCCAAGCAGAGCGCUGAGUCGCAUCGAAGCCCGUAAAGCAAAUCUCAAGAUGAAUGGAACGACCACCCAGAUAAGCCCUUUGCAAUCGCACUUUUCAACCCGUCUGACGCGUACUGGGACCAGUAUGGAUCGGACUAACCGACACACUGAUGACGAGGACGAUGACCCGACCCUUCGAGCUCCAUCCCGAGCCAUGACCGAUUUUCGGGAUAUCCGUGCUGUAGCAUCACUACAAAGUCGACGCAUCAGCAGAGACUUCUCGCCGCGGGAGCCGAAACUGGAGUCGCAAUCUUUCCCGUCAGCUCAUUACACCCCUUCGUCGUAUCGCCGACCAACGGUCUCGGGCACUGAGAACAAUGUGCUUUUCCGCGAGACUCCUCGACGGUACAACCUAGACCGACAGAAUACCCCAGCGCCCGAGACCCAGAAUUCUACGGAGUUCACCAGCAGACUGGUGCAGCCAAGCACGCAGUACACUUCGAACAGGGCCAUGGCGGGGGCUAUGAGUCUUGCUCGGAGCGGCAGUCUGGGGAGGAGAGCGAUAGGAAACGGUGCUGGCGAGUGA